AUGAAAAGUGUGAAUGGAAAGAUUUGGCGUAACUCCGCAUCUUUAAUACUACUCAGUAAGCGGUAUCGUGAUUUUGUAUCGUGCCGCAGCGGCAGUGUUAAUUACGACGUGUUGUUGCAGACUCGUGCGGUAUCUGCAUCGUUCCCAAACUCGGUUGUGUUCCCCGGCGGGGUUGCGGAACCUGUGGACGAGAACGUAGACUGGCUUCAUCACCUCCAGUCGUUCGGCUACACACAGAACGACUUCAAUGCGUUUCAUCUUGCAAACACUCCGUCAACACCCAUAUUCCAACCAGACCCUAUAAAAAGGCAUAUUUCUCUAAGAAUAACUGCUAUUAGAGAAACUUUUGAAGAGCUAGGUGUGCUCAUCUGUAGUAGAACACAUAAAGGGAAGAAAACACAGCUAAGUGCUGAUUUAAUUUCAGACAUAGAUAUUAAAUCUUGGCAGAAAAAAGUAAGCAGCAAUCCAGAAGAACUCCUAAAUCUAUGUAAAGAACACAAGUGCUAUCCUGAUAUAUGGUCCCUUCACUUCUGGAGCAAUUGGUUGUCACCUGUAGCCUUGCCAAAAAGAUUUGAUACAGCUUUCUUUGUGGCGGCACUGGAUAAUGAAAUACCCCAAAUAAGUAAUAACUCUGAAGUCACAGAUGUAAAGUGGUCCAGUCCCCAAGAAAUAUUAGAAAAAAACCUAAGAAAAGAAUUGGAACUAUAUCCUCCACAAGCCUAUGAAUUAAAUCGGCUUAUACACUUCAGCGACAUUGAUGUGUUAGUUAAAUAUGCAGCUGAAAGAAGCAGUAGUGGUUGCGAGUUGAUUUACCCUGUUGUUGUUGAAGCAAAAGAUGGAAAAAUACACGUUCUCCCUGGUGACGAUUUGUACCCGUUAAAUGUAAAUUAUAAAGAAGGUGCAAACAUACUUCAUCCUGAAAAAACUAUUUUAGAGCUGAGAGAAAACUGUCAUAUGCUACACCGAUUAGAAAUAACAUCUUUGAAAGAAUUCAAAACAGAAUUUGUGUUUCGCAACCACCAUCCUCCUGACCAUAUAAAUAUGGGUGACAAAAUAAUCUCGGUUAACUCAACACUUCAUAAAAAUGUUAAGUAA
Messenger RNA from Chilo suppressalis (striped riceborer), 1095 nucleotides. Lineage: Eukaryota; Metazoa; Arthropoda; Insecta; Lepidoptera; Crambidae. The record is from the annotation of a GenBank genome assembly.